CUAGUGUUUCUUCCCAGUUAUGUAGCGUCCUGCCCCUUUCUGCAAUGUGUGAUAUUGCACCGCUAGACUUCUGCACACAGUGUGGAAGAACUACGACAGCAAUCAAUAGUCCACUGUUCAAGGCUGCAUCGUGGACAUUUGAGAAAAAAAAAGAAACUCAAUCCCUUUCUUUUGAAAGUUUUUGCACGCCGUUUUGGUUAGUGAAAAACAACCCACCAGUUGGGUUAAAAAUAAAACGAUGAGGUCAGUUUGCUGCGCGCCUUCACGCUGAGGACUUUUUCAACACUAGCAGGUUCACUUCUGACUCUUAAGGUGAAGCCUCUGUCAUGCCGGUACCCCCGCCACCGCCGCCUCCUUUGGCGCCACCUCCUCCGCCACCCCCUAGUGUUGCACCACCACUGUUUCCAUUAGAGGCUCCUAAAGUCCAGUCUAGCGGAGGAGGUGGUAGGAGCGCCCUGUUAGCCGAUAUCCAGAAGGGAGCCAGACUGAAGAAAGUUACGCACGUUAAUGACCGCAGUGCCCCUGUUGUGGAUAAGCCAAAGGCUUCGGAUGUGUCCAGCAAUGUUGGUGCUGCUCAUGGUCCAUGUGGAGGUGCGCCAUCCUUAGGUGGACUGUUUGCAGCGGGGUUUCCGACCCUAAGGCCGGUCGGGCAACGAGAGUCGGCAGGCAAGACGCCAGUGUCCCGCUCGAGCUCGUCGGCCUCCCUCAAGCCGCUGUGGAACACGCCCACUUUGGCGGACUUGAUCGGCCCCCGUCCGCUCGCCGCCUCCUCCUCCGCCCCGCCCUCGCCAACUCAUGCCAGCAAACAUCUUGCUCCUCUCCCCGUGGUCGCUCCUGCUCCGCCGACACCCCCUGCCCCGCCCUCUGCUCCUCUUCCUCCUCCACCCCCGCCUCUGAUCUUCCAGGACCGCCCUGCCAACAAGCCUCCACCUCUCCCCUCCUGCCCACCCCCAUUUCACGGGACAAAGCCUACCUGGCUUCCCAUCCAGCACUACCAACACACACCCAGCGCCAAACCUUUGACUCCUCCCCCUCCAACUUACAACCCCCCUUCUCUCCCUGGGGACCGCUCCUCUUGGUCCUUCUUCCCUCCACCGCUCCCUGUUGUCCACUCGGAACCUGCAAGGUUUCCCAUCUUGCGUGAUUCAAGCCCUCUCGGACCGCCACCUCCCCCUCUCCCAAGUUUUUACACCCCAAGCUUCCCAUCCAAUCUCCCGCCGCCCCCGCCUAGAAUUCCAGCGGUGCCUUCCCCGGCGUUACGAUUUCUACCCCCGUCAUACCCCUGCAACGCUCCAACCAGACGACCGCCUGCUGUGCCGAGAAGUGCAGGUGUCAGUCGUCUAGCUCCUCCCCCAGCUCCUCCGGCACGUUCUCCCGCCACUGAGCUGUCCAGCCGCAUUCCUCCCCCUCCGCCGCCACCUCCCCUACCCCCCUCCAGUGUCAGGAAUGGACACCUGCACAGUCUGGACGACUUUGAAUCCAAAUUCCAGUUCCACCCAAUGGAAGAUUUCCCUCCUCCAGAUGAAUUCAAACCUUUCCCACGUAUCUACCCGAGCAAAGAAAACAGAGUAAACUCCACCCCCCAUGGGAUCAGGUCACACCUUAGAUGAGCUUCAUCCCACACAAUUCCUGGAUAAAAAGAGCCAGACACUUUUUGCAUCGUGAUUGUGAGUUAGCUUCGCCUCGGACUACAGUAUGUGACCUCUGACCUUUUCUGGAGUGGAAUGUUUUGAAUGUGAGUGAGAGGAGGGCUCUCCCUACUCAUCUUCAGUCUCAAGUGAAUUUCUUCUGAGGCCUUUUUUGGAUGUGGUUUGUUUGAAACGGUUCAAGCAUUUCAUUAUCUGUACAGAAAAUAAAUAAUUUCCGUUACAA
Messenger RNA from Syngnathus typhle (broad-nosed pipefish), 1872 nucleotides. RefSeq names its product WAS/WASL interacting protein family member 3 (gene wipf3). Gene Ontology annotation, molecular function: actin binding. The record is from RefSeq and is a predicted model, not a curated record. The coding region runs from base 327 to 1610 and encodes 427 amino acids. The transcript has 8 exons. NCBI's taxonomy places the organism in Eukaryota, Metazoa, Chordata, Actinopteri, Syngnathiformes, Syngnathidae.